Culex quinquefasciatus (southern house mosquito) is the source of this 1823-nucleotide messenger RNA. RefSeq lists its product as uncharacterized. Bases 143 to 1510 code for a protein of 455 amino acids. The record is from RefSeq and is a predicted model, not a curated record. NCBI's taxonomy places the organism in Eukaryota, Metazoa, Arthropoda, Insecta, Diptera, Culicidae. The transcript has 2 exons.
UACAUCAUUCUUAAUUUUGUUUUGCUUUGUUUUUUUUUCAGGUAACUUUUUCGCUAGCGUGGGACAUUUGCUUAUUCUAAUACAAACAACCCCUGUUACGGAGCAUGGACUCUCCGUUGGUGAAAUCAAGACGAUUGAUCGGAUGAAUUUUAAAAUAGUUGAGAAACUAAUCAAACCUCAAGUUACACAAGCACUUUCAAAGCAUGUUGAGCAGAGCGAGGGUACUAUACUCUACCUUAAACUGAUUAAUUACGUUGUUUCUUCGUUUAUGGAGCCACAUUUAACGGUUCUGGGCAGAGUUCGAAGAAUAUGGUAUGCCAUAUUCUUUCUACGGUACUGGCGGACCUGGUUAGCCCGCGCUCGAUUAUCAUUAGCAGACUUUUACAUCACCCACAACGCUGAAUUUUGCGUCGAGCUUAAUGGGCACGAGUUACUGCAGAUUAUUCGGUACUGCCGCGACGAGGGCUGCCCAGAAGCGUUUUUGGCUACGUUUUUCAACUCUCAAUGGAACGAAGCAUUUUUUCGAAAAAUCCGCUCGAUGGGAUCUACAUUUUCAACGGUUGUCAACUUCUCAAUCGGUGAAUUCUUACAAAGAGUAAAGCGUGCGGAAUUCCUCAUCGAGUCUGAUGUUCAACUGGAGCAUAAAAUGAACAAACAGCAGAAGCAGCGAGAUAUACAUGUGCCACUGGCGAUGCCGAGCGACGAAGAAAUUGGCCAGGUCAUUGAAGUGGCUAGAAAAGAAGCCGAGAAGGAUCUUGCCUCGGUUGGCGUGACUUGUAAUGCACCACCUACGUGUCACAUUGCGCCUUCAAAAAUUGUUGUCGAUCCGAAACAAUCAACUCCGGACAUCGACAACGACAGUGACAGCGAGGAAUCAAGCGAGGAUUGUUUUUGCAUAAAUAUGAGUGAAUUAUUUCCCAACAUUAACUACGAUGCUGAAUUCAAAGAUUGUACAAACGAAUACGACAAAUCGUCUACGAAAAAUGCUUUCGUAAAAAUAAGGAAACACGAUGGAACAGUUGUAAUUGUCAAAGUGUUAACACUAGUGAAAAUCUUUCGGAAGCAGCCGGCGAGAUUAGGAUCGGAUAGACUACAACGUUUUGUUCGGUCCUAUCCUGAACAAGACACCGAGGUCGUCAUCGAGAAGUCGUCCGCACCUGGCAUUUACUGCUCGAUAAAUAUUGGGGAUUGGUGUCUGUUUAGUGUCAAAAAAGACGACGUCCGAGUGGGACAGGUGCUGGGUUUCCAGUAUAAAACACCGAAAGGCCGAUACAAACCGUACAAACUGGAAACGGCCCCGGUUGACGGCCACAACGACGAACAAGCGUUGGUUGUGCACGGUAGUUUCUUUACAAUCAAAAAAGAUAAUCAUUUGCAAAAUUGUUAUUUUAAGUUUCCAAUUUAUGUAAAACGAUAUGCUGGACAUAUUAAUACUCCUCAAAAGGAAGGAGGAAAACUUGUUUUAGAUGAGAAGAGCAAAAUCUUCGUUAAUGAGCUUGCUGUCGCUUAAUAGCAAAAUCUCAGUGUGUAUAAUUUUACUUAAUAAAUGUCGCUAUGUUUACUACCAGUAUUCCUUUUUAAUGUUCAAUUCCUUUUUAAAGUCCGAGUCGGAGCCGGCAUGUUGUGACUAGCUAGAGUCGGAGACGGCGUCGCAAUUCACCAAAAACCGGAGUCGGAGCCAGAGUCGGAAAAUUUUCACCAACUUUGUAUGGGAGUUGUUGUUGGACUCUCACUCGGUCGAGUCGAGACUUUUUGGAGUUACAGUUUGCGAAGCCGGAUGAACAGCAAUUUAAUUUGAAAAGAACUUAAAUCUAAAAAAAUAU